Messenger RNA from Coregonus clupeaformis (lake whitefish), 1705 nucleotides. RefSeq names its product vesicle (multivesicular body) trafficking 1 (gene vta1). NCBI's taxonomy places the organism in Eukaryota, Metazoa, Chordata, Actinopteri, Salmoniformes, Salmonidae. The record is from RefSeq and is a predicted model, not a curated record. The transcript has 8 exons. Gene Ontology annotation, cellular component: multivesicular body. Gene Ontology annotation, biological process: late endosome to vacuole transport via multivesicular body sorting pathway. The coding region runs from base 117 to 1097 and encodes 326 amino acids.
AUUGAACAAGGAGCGGAAGAAUUCUGCGCAAGGAGGAGCACUUUUUUGAGAGCUAGCAAUCCACAUUUCGAUUGUUGAUUAAUCUGUCAUAGUUAGUGUUAUUUACAUUAUUAGUGAUGGCUCUCCCACCACAGCUAAAAGCCAUUCAACACUAUCUAAGAACUGCACAGGAACUUGAGAAGAGGGAUCCUGUCGUGGCUUACUACUGUCGGCUUUAUGCCAUGCAGACGGGAAUGAAACUGGACAGCAAAACCCCAGAAUGCCGGAAGUUUCUUGUGAAACUGAUGGACCAGUUAGAAACGAUGAAGAAGGAGCUGACUGACAAUGACUCAAUCACCCAUGAAGUUGUCGGCAAUGCACACAUCGAAAACUAUGCCUUAAAAAUGUUCCUCUAUGCUGACAACGAGGAUCGUUCAGGAAGAUUCCACAAGAAUAUGAUUAAGUCCUUCUACACAUCUAGCCUUUUGUUAGAUGUCCUGUCAGUUUUCGGCGAGUUAUCGGAGGAGAACAUCCAGCACAGGAAGUAUGCGAGAUGGAAGGCCACCUACAUCCACAACUGUCUGAAAAGUGGUGAAACCCCACAGGCUGGCCCUGCUGGCUAUGAAGAGGAAACAUAUGAUGAGGAAUAUGGUGCUGAGGGUGGAGGGGGACCCUCCUCUCAGUCUGCUCAGCCCCAGUCUCCACCCCAUUCCCAGCCCGGCUUCAGGGAUCCAAACCAGGUGCCUGGGUCCAUGGGGGGUCCCCCCUACCCCCAGGAACCGGGCUCCAUUGGGGGUCCCCCCUACCCACCCACCAACUACAACAAUAUCCACAUCCCCCCUGGAGCCCACUGCCCAGCCAACACACCUGCAGAGCUCCCUCCACCUGCAGCAGGAGAACCCAUUAAACCAGUGCCUGUUCCCCGAAGCAUUCCGGCGGUCGACCCCUCACUGCGGAGUGCCACUCAGGAAGGUGACGUGCGCCUCACACCAGAGGACUACACCAGGGCUCAGAAGUACUGCAAGUACGCCGGCAGCGCCCUGCAGUACGAAGACGUGGGCACGGCGGUGCAGAAUCUGCAGAAGGCCCUGAAGUUGCUUACCACUGGCAAAGAAUGAGACCCAUUGUCCCCCGGCGUCACUGUGUCACUAUAUCGCUGAUCUAGCCCAGAAGAAUUAAGAGACCAUUACCCUCUAAUCUACAGCAGCCCCAGCUGUAUCCGUCUGAAGAAAGCAAUUCUGUCCCAAGCAUUCAACAUCACUGUAAACAACAAGGACAUCUGUGUCUCCAUAUUGGACUCCUGUUGUGGAGCUUCCAACUUGGCUGUCCAUAACUAGUGAGUUGCUCACGAAAGACUUCCUGAGCCUGUAUGUUAAAACAGUGCAUUUAUCACCUGCUAAUAUACUCCUUAUAUUAGUUUACACAAACAACUUAUUGACUGUAGUUUUGAUAACACUUUUGUGUAACACACAUAUCCCCUUUGUAUGUAUGUUUUGGGAACAUACUUGGUUUGCUGUUCAAAAUCCUAAAGAAAUACACAUUUUCUCAUUUAAUUUUACAUACACUAAGUAGCCCAAUGCUUCAAGUAGAUAUAAUCCACUAUUUUCAGGCGACAUUGAUCUUUCCUUUACUGUGUUUUCAAUACAGUAUCUAUUUGUCUUCUUUUCUUGGGUGAAACGACUGUCAUUUCUGCAUCAACACAAUUUAAAUAAAAUGUGUAAAUUGA